Molecule: messenger RNA, 426 nt
Organism: Vanessa atalanta (red admiral)
Lineage: Eukaryota; Metazoa; Arthropoda; Insecta; Lepidoptera; Nymphalidae
Exons: 1
Coding region: 1-426 (141 amino acids)
Source: RefSeq, a predicted model, not a curated record
AUGCGACACCAUGUUAAGAACGUAGUAGCGCAGACGCGCACGGCGAGAACCCUCCUGCGUCCCAUUCUGGCGUCACACCUGCCACUCCGUGUGAAAUUGUGCGUAUACAAAGCGUACAUCCGCACGCGACUCACCUACGCGGCCCCAGCGUGGUACGCGCUGACAAGCGAAACAAGCCGCAAGUCGUUGCGGGCGCAGCAGUCUCUAGCGCUUCGCACCAUCACCGGAGCCCCCCGAUACGUCAGGAACGCAGUGAUAGCAAGAGAUCUGCAUAUAGAGAGCCUCGAUGACUACGUUCGCCGCCUGAGUACCUCUAUGUUCGCGAGGGCCGACGGAGCGCCGUCCCAGCAUCUGCGGGGUAUUGCGCCAUACCAUCGGCGACCACCGGACCCAAGAGGAUUACCACGCGACCUCAUCCAGAAAUGA